AUGCUCGCAAAGUCGAGAAAUAUUCGGAUCUUGCACACUAGUACCUCUGAGAUCUACGGCGACCCUCUCGUUCACCCCCAGCCAGAGAGUUACUGGGGAAAUGCCAAUCCAUUCGGACCCCGCUCAUGCUACGAUGAAGGGAAACGAGUUGCGGAAGCCCUGUGUUUUGCACACCGCGAGCAACACGGGGUUGAUAUUCGUAUUGCACGAAUCUUCAAUACAUAUGGACCCCGCAUGGGUAGCAGCGACGGACGGGUGGUAUCAAAUUUUAUUGCUGCAGCCUUAGCAGGCGAGGACUUGAAGAUCACCGGAGACGGCUCCGCGACCCGAUCAUUUCAAUUUGUCACAGACUGUCUCGAUGGACUUUCUUCUUUGAUGAACAGUGCUUACCACGAGGGGCCGGUGAAUAUCGGAAAUGAUGGGGAGUUCACCAUUCAGCAACUGGCUGAAAUUGUCAUUGAGCUCGUUUCGAAGAUGACGGAACGGCCUAAGGUAUCGAUUAGCUAUCAUCCACAGGUCGCUGAUGAUCCUACUCUGCGCCGGCCACAGCUAUCGCUGGCUAAGGAGGUCCUUCGUUGGGAGCCGAGGGUUGAGUUACGUGAGGGGUUGCGGAAAACUAUUGAGUGGCAUAUGAGUCAAGGCAAAUCAAAGGACGUUGAUUGA
Molecule: messenger RNA, 663 nt
Organism: Penicillium cinerascens
Lineage: Eukaryota; Fungi; Ascomycota; Eurotiomycetes; Eurotiales; Aspergillaceae
Product: UDP-glucuronate 5-epimerase
Exons: 2
Coding region: 1-663 (220 amino acids)
Biological process (GO): D-xylose metabolic process
Cellular component (GO): cytoplasm
Molecular function (GO): NAD+ binding; UDP-glucuronate decarboxylase activity
Source: RefSeq, a predicted model, not a curated record